This is a messenger RNA of Cyprinus carpio (common carp), 771 nucleotides long. RefSeq names its product upstream stimulatory factor 1-like. Bases 99 to 752 code for a protein of 217 amino acids. Gene Ontology annotation, molecular function: DNA-binding transcription factor activity, RNA polymerase II-specific; RNA polymerase II cis-regulatory region sequence-specific DNA binding. Gene Ontology annotation, biological process: regulation of transcription by RNA polymerase II. Lineage: Eukaryota; Metazoa; Chordata; Actinopteri; Cypriniformes; Cyprinidae. The record is from RefSeq and is a predicted model, not a curated record. The transcript has 8 exons.
GCGCCCUCUGGUGACUAACAUUAAAAUCUAGAAUGUCUGCUGCACAUGCGCAGAAAGGAUAUGUUGCUUUGACGUUUGCUGCUAACGACAAACAGUGAAUGUGUACCUUUGAGGACCCCAAAGCUGAAUCCCAGACACUAUAUUUUCUUAAAAAUAUGCAAGAACCCAAAAGUCAUGAUCCUGAAGAUUCUCCCAUACUGCAAGACGGAGUUGCUGAAACAGCAGAUGACCAGCUGGCUGUCACAGCCAUCCAGUCAGCUGCCGCAUUCGCCACAGAUCAGCAAAUCAAGUAUCAUCUUGUAAAGACGGAAGGAACAGGGGGGCAGGUAACAUACCGGGUCAUCCACCUGGGUGACGGGCAGCUAGAAGGACAGGCAGAUGGGACUGCAGCAGUCAGUGUGGUGACUGGGUUUCCCACAGCAUCACCGGCAGCAAUGCCACCUGUAACCCAGUCUGAGAGUCUAGAGGGAGAGACGUCUGAAACUCAGUACUACUAUCCUGCCACCAUCUCUGACACAAAUGUCGGCACCAUGGUAACCAAUCUCCACACAGCUGAUUCGGUACUAUCUCAACCAACCCCUUCAGGUCAACUCUAUGUAAUGAUGUCGCCUCAGGACGUUCUAGCCUCAACACAGCAGAGUAAGUCGGGAACACAGCGUGCUUCCAGGGAUAACAAGCGGAGGGUUCAACACAAUGAAGGUUAUUCUGUGUUUUGUUUGAAAUCAGCAGCUCCACCUCAUUAUCAAAUCUAGGAGUGCAGCGGUUUCUCGG